AGGCACUGCAGGCCCAAUCUCUGCCGCAGCCGCCCCUCCAAAAAGGGUUCAGGGCGUAGCGCAUAUAGCGCAAGCGCACGCAUCGCUGUGCCACAGUUUUGCAGCCUAGCCCGUCUUUUAGCCACGGCCAUGGAUGCAGGGCAAGGACCGGACUCAGACGACUACUUCAAAGCGACCGGUCGGAACGCAAGCUGUGACGUGGAGACUCGCGUCCAGAAGCUGAACUUUCUCUCAACGAGCCGCUCUCCAAGUGCUCAGAAAGACCAGCAAGACGGACGCGAGCCCCAAGCUGCGAAGGCCAAGAAGGACAAGAAGAGCAAGCCGGAGCAAGACGAGGAGGCCCACGUCUUGGGCGCUUGGCUUCAGGACGAGCACGUCCUGGAACUCUUGAAGAUUCACGCAGGUGGCAAGAAGAAGAAGGACAACACCGGCAGCAUCUACACCACGAGCCAGUCUGAG
Messenger RNA from Symbiodinium necroappetens, 459 nucleotides. Lineage: Eukaryota; Dinophyceae; Suessiales; Symbiodiniaceae. The record is from the annotation of a GenBank genome assembly.